CUUCCUCGUCACUUUCACACUACUUCAGUACUUUACCAAUGGAAACUUCAUUCUGCUUCUACACUCCAAUUUUCUCCAUAAAACCCUCAAUCCCAAAUUUCUGAUUAUGAAAAUCCCAGAUCAAACAAUGCAGUACAAGAAUCUGGGCAGAUCGGGCUUGAGAGUUUCCCAACUCUCCUAUGGCGCCUGGGUGACUUUCGGCAAUCAGCUUGAUGUCAAGGAGGCUAAAUCCCUCCUUCAGUGUUGCAGGGACUAUGGUGUCAAUUUCUUCGACAACGCAGAGGUUUAUGCUAAUGGCCGGGCCGAGGAAAUCAUGGGUCAGGCAAUCAAGGAACUGGGAUGGAAGCGAUCGGACCUUGUGAUCUCCACCAAGAUUUUCUGGGGUGGUCAGGGCCCGAACGAUAAGGGCCUGUCGAGGAAACAUAUAUUAGAGGGGACGAAGAACUCGUUGAAGAGGCUUGAUAUGGAGUACGUUGAUUUGCUUUAUUGUCACAGGCCCGACAUAAUGACGCCUAUUGAGGAGACUGUGAGGGCUAUGAAUCAUGUGAUUGACAAGGGUUGGGCCUACUAUUGGGGAACUAGCGAAUGGUCGGCUCAGCAGAUCACGGAGGCUUGGGCGGUGGCGGAGAGGCUGGAUCUUGUCGGCCCGAUUGUUGAGCAGCCUGAGUAUAAUCUCUUAUCCAGGCACAAGGUUGAGUUGGAGUAUCUCCCUCUAUACAAUAACUAUGGUAUUGGUCUUACAACCUGGAGUCCACUUGCAUCUGGCGUACUGACCGGAAAGUAUAGCUCGGGAAAUAUUCCACCUGAUAGUAGGUUUGCCUUGGAAAACUAUAAGACUCUAGCUAACAGAUCAUUAGUAGAUGAUGUGAUAAAGAAAGUGAAUGGAUUGAAACCAAUUGCAGACGAACUGGGCGUGCCUUUAUCUCAACUUGCUAUCGCGUGGUGUGCUUCAAAUCCCAAUGUUUCCUCUGUUAUUACUGGUGCCACCAAAGAGUCCCAGAUUCAAGAAAACAUGAAGGCUAUUAAUGUCAUUCCGCUGCUUACACCUGAGGUGAUGGAGAAGAUUGAGGCUGUUGUUCAGAACAAACCAAAGCGUCCAGAUUCGUAUAGGUAGAGAUAAUGUGGAAGAAUCUAUAGGCAUUUUUCGCACCCUAUUGCUGAAACCCAUCUGCAAAUGUAGUUUUCCAUUGCCUGCGAAAGAGUGGGAAUCUUGGUUGUUAUCAAAUACAUUUACUGUUAUAAGCUCUGUUUGUUUUCUGAAUCUGUACUUGGAUCUUUACAUAUUUCGUGGUGACUGGAUUUCUGUAAAAAUAAAGAGCCGCAGCUGCAGGAGUUUAUCGUGGCAUUUUAAGCUA
This is a messenger RNA of Olea europaea var. sylvestris, 1355 nucleotides long. Its product is annotated as probable voltage-gated potassium channel subunit beta. The transcript is spliced from 4 exons. Bases 107 to 1114 code for a protein of 335 amino acids. The record is from RefSeq and is a predicted model, not a curated record. NCBI's taxonomy places the organism in Eukaryota, Viridiplantae, Streptophyta, Magnoliopsida, Lamiales, Oleaceae.